UGAACUACAACAUGCAGAACAUGAAUAAAGAUUUACCUGAACUCUUUUCCAUGCUGAAAUCUGCUGAAGUAGAGAUUAAGAAGGAGAACCAAGUGUUGAUGGUCAACAAGACCACCGGUUUCAAAAAGCAGGGCAAGCCUAACAAGGGUAACUUCAAGAAGGGCGGCAAGAAAGUUGCAUCGCAUCCUGAGAAGCCUAAGGCUGGUCCUAAACCUGAGAUUGUGUGCUAUUACUGCCAGGGGAAGGGGCACUGGAAGCGCAAUUGCUCCAAAUACUUGGCCGAUCUGAAGAGCGGCCACGUCAAAAAGAAAGGAACUGCGGAAUAGACGAAGCCUGGCAAGAGACGAGGUGACGACGCGCG
Molecule: messenger RNA, 361 nt
Organism: Lolium perenne
Lineage: Eukaryota; Viridiplantae; Streptophyta; Magnoliopsida; Poales; Poaceae
Source: RefSeq, a predicted model, not a curated record